AUGCUGGUGAAUACUAUGACAAUUCGAAAAACAAAUAUUAAAUUGCUCUUGAUGCGUUUUCGACACAAAAUUAACAAUCAGAGUGAGGAACCGGAUGAAAAUACAAAAGUUGCGCAGGGGCUUAUGAAUUAUUUAAAUAGUAACAAGGAAUAUAAUGAUGUUGUACCACACUUACCAAGAAUGCUUUUAAAAAAGUAUAAAACGCCUGAAACUAUGUAUUUAAUAAACCGGAAAACUGCAAAAGAUAUCUCAACCAUUAUUACAAGGAAUUUUGAAAAGGAAGCACCAAUAGUUGAAGUAAAUCCUGGACUAGGAUUUCUUACUGAAGAAAUUCUCAGGAAUCAAAAUAACCCUGUAUAUCUGUAUGAGAGUACUAAAUUUUUUCAAAAGUCAUUACAAGAAUUACAUGAGAAAUAUCCUAACAGAAUCAUAUACAAAAUAGCGGAUUUUUUUGGAAUGUGGAAGCUUGCAUUUCAGGAUAAAAUUGACCAAGGAAAUCGAAUAAAAGACCUAUUAGGAGACCUAGCUACAGACAAAAUAGGUAGAAAGUUGCAAAUAGUUGGAGCUACACCUGGAUUAUCAUUUGUGAAACAUCUUAUUAAUACAAUUGUUUUUCACAAUAUAACAAAUCAACUUGGUAGACCAGACUUAUUUAUUAUAUUACCAACACAUCAUUAUGAGUUUCUUACAGAUUUGAAUGUCCAGCAUGGCAAACAUAAGUCAGUGCCAUCAUUAUUUCAAUCUCUUUUCCAAUACAAGGUCCUACAGAAAGUACCAAAAGCACAUUUUUUGCCUUGGACUUUUCCACCAUCUAAAAAAACCUCAGUGAUAGAUGAGCAUUUUUUGUAUUUAGUCAAUAUAACGCAGAAGGAAACUCUGCCAUGCCAUCCAGCCUACUUACCGUUACUGUGGUAUUUCUUCAAACCCCAAACUUUUUCUAAAUCAACAAGAGUCAUUCCUAUGCUAGAACAAUGGAUUCCGGGAUGCGGUGUGUGGCUGAUCACAGGACAGGACCCGCCUGAUGUCAACAAAGAAGUGGCGCCAGAUGAGACAGAUGCUCCCCUCCCACAUAUGACUAUCUUCACUGAAUUUGGGGACCUGACCUUACAACAAAAAAUAACUGUAUUUAAGCGGUUUGUAUCGUGGCCGGAGUUUGAACAUUGUCCAUUUCGAACAACUGUUGAGAACAGUCUACCGAAGUUUGCAUCUCAUUUAGUUAGUGAAGGUGACCCUGACCCACACCUCGACGACUUGGAACACUCCGAUUCAGAAAGUGAAUUAGAAAAUAUGUAA
Molecule: messenger RNA, 1293 nt
Organism: Pieris macdunnoughi
Lineage: Eukaryota; Metazoa; Arthropoda; Insecta; Lepidoptera; Pieridae
Source: the annotation of a GenBank genome assembly